Cornus florida is the source of this 3172-nucleotide messenger RNA. RefSeq names its product ethylene-overproduction protein 1. Gene Ontology annotation, biological process: negative regulation of ethylene-activated signaling pathway. The transcript is spliced from 4 exons. The coding region runs from base 156 to 3080 and encodes 974 amino acids. Gene Ontology annotation, molecular function: protein binding. Lineage: Eukaryota; Viridiplantae; Streptophyta; Magnoliopsida; Cornales; Cornaceae. The record is from RefSeq and is a predicted model, not a curated record.
UUUACAGCCAUAUGUUCUGCAUCAAUACUUACAAAAGAAAGAAAACCAGAGCAGAGUCUUUAGACUUUAGCCAGAAACUCUCUCUCUCUGUAAUGGUGGUGUUAGCGAGUCGGAGCUAAUCAAUCAACCGUUUGAUUUACAAUCCUGUUCGAUUCAUGUCUUUUUCAACUGAUAAUGGAGAUCAAUCGAAAAAACCCGUUUCCAAAUCAAGGUUUGAAAAUCUCAUCCGUCAAUACACACUACCUUUAAUUGAUACCAUGCGUGGUCUCAAUCUCAGAGACCGUUGUAAGACCACCCAAGUCCACGCUUUAAGCCCCCCAGAUACCUCCGCCGCUGGUAGUACCACCGCCAGUGGUUGCGCCGGCAAGCUCAACCACCACCACCACCGGCAAGGCAACCUGACUAUCAAUUCCAUUUUAUCGAAUUCUAAUGACACCAAUUCAGUGUCAAUGGCCGAACCUCUUCUUCCUUAUGGACUCCCCACAACUGACCUUCUUGAGCCACCCAUAGAUCCUCACCUCAAAUCCGUUGAUUUUGUGGAAAAUCUAGCUGACCUCUAUCGCCGUCUUGUGGGUUGUCCUGUGUCCAGUAAAUCAUCGAUGUGCCUUGAGCAGUACUCGCUCUUGUGCAGCCUUGGUGAUCCAAAGCUGCUACGGCGGUGCCUCCAGGCGGCGCGUCAACACGCCAUUGAUGUGCACUCCAAGGUUGUGCUCUCGGCGUGGUUGCGAUACGAGAGGAGAGAAGAUGAGCUUGUGGGUAUAUCGUCCUUGGACUGUGGUGGUCAAAUGCUUGAAUGUCCUAGAGCUGCUUUGUCAUAUGGGUAUGAUCCCAAUUCAAUCUUUGAUUGUUGUCGAUGUGGUGAAGACCAUCACAAUUUAGCCAGCAUUGAUGUGUCAAUUGGGGAUGAUUGUUUGAUUUCAGAAGAGGACGACAGUAAGGUUUGUUUCUGCAUUGGCAAUGAGGAUAUUUAUUGCAUUAGAUACAACAUUUCAAUUCUUUCAAGCCCUUUGAAGGCAAUGCUAUAUGGUAAUUUUAUGGAGUCAAAAAGGAACAAGAUCAGUUUUUCACAAAUUGGGAUAUCAGCAAAAGGAAUGAGGGCUGUAGAGGUUUUUAGUAGGACAGGAAGAAUAUUAGACUCUUCCCCACCCAAUAUGGUAUUGGAGCUCCUCUCUUUUGCAAAUAGGUUUUGUUGUGAGGAGAUGAAGAAUGCCUGUGACAGUCAUUUAUCAUCACUGGUUUGUGGUAUAGAAGAUGCAUUAACUCUUAUUGAUUAUGGUUUGGAGGAGACGGCGAAUCUUCUCGUAGCCUCUUGCUUACAGGUGUUGCUAAGAGAGCUUCCGCGUUCUUUACAUAAUCCCAAGUUCAUAAAACUAUUUUGUAGCUCUGAGGCUAGGGAGAGAUUGUCCAUGGUAGGACAUGCCUCUUUCUUAUUGUAUUAUUUCCUAAGCCAGGUGGCUUUGGAAGAGAGUGUGACAUUGACAUCAAACACAACACUAAUGUUGUUGGAGAGAUUGAAGGAAUGUGCAACUGAGAGGUGGCAGAAGGCACUGGCAUCGCAUCAGUUGGGUUGUGUGUUGCUUGACAGGAAGGAGUAUAAGGAUGCCCAGUGUUGCUUCGAGGCAGCAGUCGAGGCCGGUCAUGUUUAUUCAAUGGCAGGUGUUGCAAGAGCUAAGUGCAAGCAAGAGCAGAGGUUUUCAGCUUACAAGCUGAUUAACUCUCUCAUUUCUGAGUACAAACCAGUUGGGUGGAUGUACCAGGAGAGGUCUUUGUAUAAUAUGGGGAGGAGGAGGAUUUCGGAUUUGGACACCGCUACUAAAUUGGAUCCCACCCUUUCUUUCCCAUAUGAAUACAGAGCUGUUGCAAUGGUUGAGGAGAACCAGAUUGGAGCAGCUAUCUCCGAAAUUAACAAAAUUAUUAGGUUCAAGGUCUCUCCAAACUGCCUUGAUCUGCGGGCUUGGCUCUUCAUUGCACUUCAGGAUUAUGAAGCUGCUUUAGGAGAUAUUGGAGCAUUGCUAACUUUGCAGCCCAAUUACAUGGUGUUUUAUGGGAAAAUGAGAGGGGAUCACUUGAUUGAGCUUCUCAGUGAACGUGUUAAGCAGUGGAAUCUUGCUGAGUGCUGGUUACAACUCUAUGAUCGAUGGUCUUCUGUUGAUGAUAUUGGCUCUCUGGCUGUUAUACAUCAGAUGCUGGUAAAUGACCCUGGAAAUAGCCUUCUACGGUUUCGACAAUCUCUACUUCUUUUAAGGCUAAACUGUCAAAAGGCUGCAAUGCGCAGUUUGCGUUUUGCUCGAAAUCAUUCUAGCUCUGAACAUGAAAGGUUUGUGUAUGAAGGAUGGAUUUUGUAUGAUACCGGCCAUCGUGAAGAAGCACUCUCUAAGGCUGAGAAGUCCAUUUCGAUUCAGAGGUCAUUUGAAGCCUUGUUCCUUAAAGCUUACAUACUGGCAGAUACAACUCUAAAUCCUGAAUCUUCGUCUCAUGUUGUCCAACUUUUGGAGGAAGCUCUCAGAUGUCCUUCAGAUAGUCUUCGGAAAGGACAAGCGUUGAAUAACCUUGGGAGUAUUUAUGUAAAUUGUGGUGAGCUAGCUCUUGCUGCAGACUGUUACUUGAAGGCCCUUGACAUCAAGCACACAAGAGCUCAUCAAGGUUUGGCCCGUGUAUAUCAUCUUAAAAAUCAGAGGAAAACUGCUUAUGAUGAAAUGACAAAACUGAUAGAGAAGGCACAAAACAAUGCAUCAGCUUAUGAGAAACGAUCAGAGUACUGUGACCGUGAUAUGGCCAAUGAUGAUCUCAGUAUGGCAACACAAUUGGAUCCUCUAAGAACUUAUCCAUACAGAUAUAGGGCAGCAGUGCUGAUGGAUGACCAAAGAGAAACUGAAGCGGUAGAAGAGCUUACAAAAGCCAUAGCUUUCAAGCCCGAGUUGCUAAUUCUCCAUCUUCGAGCAGCAUUCCAUGAAUCAAUGGGUGACUUUGUUUCUGCUAUCCAAGAUUGUGAGGCAUCACUCUGCUUGGAUCCCAACCACAAGGACUCCCUCGAUCUAUAUAAUCGAACACGAGGCCAAGCUAUCCAUUUGCAUACGUGAGUCAGUAUACUUAAACCAAAUGAAGUUAUAGUUUGGGCAAUGCUGUUUUCAGUCUUGGAGGAAAGAAAAAAUUGCACGAAGUUUUUUUUUUU